CAGCUCUUGAUUGACACUAAAAAACCAACAAAAUAAAGUUUAGUCAUCAUGUCUGAAAGCGACAGUUUUAUUACCACUCAAACCUUCUCUGCUAACAGGUUUAAAGCUCUCGACUAUGUCUUUGAGACCACCACCAGUCUGAAAGUGAUGAUGAACCUGCUGGCACUGCCCGCGCCUUACUUCAGUGGCAGCAGAGACCUGUACCCGCACAGCGGGGAGCUGCCUGCAGGCACCUACAGGACCCCGUGGGUCAGAGGAAAAGUGAUCUCCACCUGCAAACUGUUUGUCAGCGGCUCUGUGCUCCAUGACCUGGGAGAAAAAAAGCAGCCAGUUAAUUCACCUGAAAGAUUUACCGUGGCUCUGAGCGAGGUGAAAGGGGAUUUGGAGAUGAUACCGAGCUCUAAUCCUGACUCAGUGAAUGAUCUAGACCAGGAUGAGUGCGUUUGUCUUUUAAAAGAGUCAGAGUUCAAUGAUCCUUGUCAGGAAUCAUUUUUCAAGUGGACAACUGACCAGAUGAAACCUGGAAAUGAGAACAAAGAUCUCCUCCUGCCAGAAGAGCUCAUGGUUGUUGAUUACCUGCCGUACUUUAAGAGACAUUUACCCACGCUGAAAGCCAAACUGUCCAGGCUGCGGACGCUCUCUGUGGCCGACCCUCUGCUGAGCGUUAUGGGAAAAAACAUCUCUGAGGACGCCAUAUUGAGACACUGCGCGUCUUAUGAACCCCCCCCUGAUGUGCACACCUCUGACAUUCAGACGUGUGCAAACAUUCACGAGGAGUUUGGUAAAGAGUCACUGAUGAAAGAAGAGUCUCUGCUGCUGCUGGUUGUAGUGGACACACUGAAGCUGAGCCAAGAAAACGGCACCGCGUUUUCAAGCAUUUGUGGUCAAAUGGACGUUGCUCCUGAACAGCUGCAUGAGCAGCGUCCAGUCCUGGAUGUGCUUCAUGAGGCUUCCCUUUCAGAUGUAUCGGUGGACAUUUCCCAGUAUGACGUGCCACAGGAGUCCGGCAAGAAGGGCAACAUGAAUGGAGGCCUGACGGAGACGGCAGGACGAGCGAUGCUUCCGACUGAAAUGGAGCUGGACGUGACUUUGACGCCGAGUCCCAAGACGAGUCAAACCCAAAUCUGUCCGUCCACACGUGAACUCCAGCAGGAAGAGCCGUCAGCGCUCAGCAGACUAUCUUUGGUGUCAGCGAGCGCUCAGGAAGAGAUGGAGACGGCACUUUGGAAGGCGGAGAAGCAUCCAGCCUUUGUGGUGGGCUUUCUGUUGGCAGAGCCUCAAAUAUAUGAACCAGCUGUCGACUUCCAGCCGCUGUCUGAAGCCUUGAGAGUCGUGAAGUCUGAGAAUCAAAGCUUCGUCUGCGUUGGUGACAAACUGCAGUCCCAGGUGGAGACGGGAGCCCCGCCGGUGUAUCUGUGCAGCAGCCGUGAGUUCACAGAGAGCAUGAGGUCCGAGGUUCCCUCCAGCACGGAGGUGAAGAUGGAAGACUUCAAAAGACUGUCACCUGAACAUGUGGACAUCUCAGUCAGAUCCGUCCCGAUGAAUCCAACAAACCAAACUCGGUUCCCUCACCCGAAGAAAUGUGAAACUGCUGCUUUUCACACUGAAGCUCCUGCGGACGACUCACACCUUCAAAAAGAGGAGUCGAUGAAGGAAAUGAAGAAGAUUGAAGUUUCAGAUGAGAGGUCGUUAGAAGUUGCAGCCGUGUUUUCCGCUCGUAAGUCAGACAUCAACACAAGAGGAGACGACUGUAAGACGGAGCAGAGCGCUGUGUCCUCCAGAGACGAUCACGGGGGUCUGCUGGUUACGGGACGUCCAGCAGAGAAGGACCUCCACCCUCUGUCCACCUUCAUGAUUCUGAGAUCUCAGCAGACGGCUACGGUGACUGCAACACCUCAGAGCUCAACUCCAGCACUAACGAUGGACCAACAAAAACCUCCAUCUGAGCACCAUCAGCCUCCUCCACUGCAGAUACAAAGAUCAGAUCAGAGGCCGAGGUAUACGAGUGAUGCUGUGUCAGGAAAUGCUAGCAGAGAGCAGAAAGCAGCUGGUCAGGUGACGGGUCAACACAUCCCUCAGGACAGACGGGACAGCAGAGUAGUACAGGUCCAAGCUACCGACAGUCAGCUGCGUGCCCACUGUGAGCUGCUGGCCUUCGCUCAGCCUUGUUUAAACUCAGCCAGACAGCUGGGGCUCAACGUCCCGGUGCGAGGAGACUUCAGCUGCCUGGCCCCGGACCAAACACACUUCCUCCUCAAACAGCAGGAGAAGGCGCUCUGCGGGAGACAUGCACAGAGUGCAGAGCAGCACAGAGAUCAGGAACUACUUUUCAACCAGGCGGCUGUGAUUCAUGUGUUGGUGACGUUCAAGGAGCUGCUGCUGAAGUGUGACCUCAGUACUGCAUUGGAGUACCUGACCAAAGCAGCUGAGGCGUGCGCAGAGCGGAGUCUGGAGAAGCUGGUGAAGAGGCUGCAGAUCGUCCUCUUCCUCAGUCACAAGUACCAGGAGUCCAACCUCAAACUGCUGGAGCUGCAGCAGCUGCUGGCUGCACAGCUGCAGAGCAGACAAGGACAGAAGAUAGCAGAGAAAAUUCUUGUCAUAAUAUCAGUCGACUCUGCCGACAUCAGAUCUUUAAUCAUCAGCAGUUUGAGCCACGUGACUGAUGCUUCCGUUACUGCAGUUUGUCCCGAGGAGUACAAGAAAAAAGUGAAUGGUGCCAGUGUGGUGAGCAGCAUGCGCAACAGUGUGUGUGUGGUGGUGUAUGAGCAGCACGUCGGGCCGGACUUCCCCUGGAGCUGCUUCUCUCUGGUGGUGGAGUACGACCAUCCAGGCCAGUCACCGUGGGCAACAGUCUGCAGAGAGAGGAGCAUCAGUCACCUGAGCUUCAACACAACCAUCUCCGACACGAAGGAGAAGGAGAACGCCUCGUGGUGCCUGGAGGACCAUGUGCCAUACGUGUUGUUUGUCUCAGAGGGGUUUCUCAACUGUCCGCUGCUGCUACAGACACUCGAGUCAGGGUUUAAUAUAACUGUGCUGGAGAGGAGCCACUGUCCCUCCCUGCAGAUGCUCGGAGGGACCCAUCACUACGCUGUCAUCACAGUGGAUGAAAGAACCGCUAUCCUCAUUCAGGAGGAGGACGAGCUGUGUCAGGAUCGAGCCAGUGAGGGCGUAGUGUUGAGGCUGACCGCCCUCUCUCUGCAAUACAACUGCUGUUGGCUCAUCCUGCACUGCAGACACAGCCAGGGAGGAGGGUUUUCCAGUGAAGCCUUCAGCAACUUGGUGUUGGUUUAUUCGUCUCUGGUCCUGUUUGGCAUGAAGUCUGAGGAUCUGGACGUAAAGGUGCUUAUUGUGUCUGACGUGAUGGAAAUGGCCAAAGGAAUCAGCCAGAUCUGCUUCCACAGCCUGAUGGCCAGUGAGAAGGAUCCUCUCAGCCUCCUGCUCAGAGACUGGCUGACUGUGAUUCCUUCAGAGGCUGAAAAGUGUCUGUUGCAGUUCCCAUGUAUGAACCCUCUGGUUAGUCAGCUAAUGCUGAGGAGAGCAUCCGUCCCGUGGCUCCUGGGGGCCUCUCUGUCUCAGCUGAAGGAGCUGCUCCCUGAGGUCCCACAUAAAGUCCUCAAGCUGUUCAGUGACACCACCUCCCUGUACACACUGACCACAGAGCAGCCAGAGUCUCAGACAGUCAUCUCGGCGACAAACCAACAAACCUGCCAGCCAAACAGCCACUGGAUCACCACUGCUGAAGCCGAGCACAUGAGCUCUGACCCGCAGCCAGAACCCCCCAUCAGCCCCCAUCCCAGACUAUUCUGUAGUGACCACAAAAGCAGCUUCCUGUUCGGAGCUGAUCACAGCUUCUGUGAACCACACUCAAUGCAGGAGGGCAACACAGAUUUCAGACUCGACCCGAGUUCUUCUUUUGGCAGCCCAGAUGUUCACCUCCACCUCCGGAGGAGCUGGACCAGCAAUGAUCCGUGGAAAGAGCAGGACGGAGGCAGAGAGGAGGUGAGGUUCUCUGGCUGCAGAGCUGGAGCAGUGGGGAGAGUUGUUGGACGAGUAAAGGACGAGUGGACACCGAAGGCUCCAACAGGCCUCAACAUCGACACUCCCGGCGUCCGACUCGACAGUCCUUUCAAGCUGGACUCCACAUUCAGUUACAGCCCCAGCCUGCAGCAGCCCGCUAACAGUGAGAUGAACACGUACUCGACAGUCUACAGUGACCUCCAGCAUUCAGAUAACCGGCACUGUUCCUACGGUCUGUGGGGUCGAGGUCAAAGCACCAACGACUGCCUCACCAGUAGUAGAGAGACGACGACGAUUUCAGCCAACUAUGGCUCCAGAUGCUGGAGGGGACAAGAGAGGAAGAGGAGGGGCGAGGCUGCUGGUUUGGUUGAAACAGCGUUGACACCACUGAAGAGGGGGAGGUUAAGCUAUGAGAAGGUUCCCGGCAGAAGUGAUGGACAGACGAGGCUUAAAUUAUUUUAGGCAUGAAGGCUUUGUUCAUGUUUGUAAAGACAAGAAGGUUUUGUUAAGAUUCAGUUGCAUAAUUCAAGUUGCUUCCAUAUUUUUAUUCAGGUGAAAUUACGUUUUUACUUUUGCCUGCAAAAAAGUUUACAUUUUAAGUAUUUCUGUGAUUAAAUGCACAUUUCUGCCAUAUAUUCAACAUUAUUUAACAAGCAAAAGUGCUCUCGUCAGUUUCAGUUUUUUCUGGGAAAAAAGCACAAACAGAAAUUAAAGUGCAGUAGUUGCUGCAGGAAUUAUUAUAAUUAAUUAUUUUCAGUCAAAUACUUUAACAAUAUAAAAUACUGAUAUUUUAUUAUUAUAUUAUUAUUUUGCUAAUAUUUAUAAUAUAAUGUGUUAUACUAUUUAUGGGUUGUUUUCAGACUUAACCUUGCAUUUCACAGUGCACACAGUAUUUGUUUGUGAUUUAUAAAAUCAAACUUACACUUGUUUAGUAGUUUUUAAAUGUCUGUUUUUUUAGUAGUAUUUAAAUGUCCUGGACUGUUAUUAGAUAUUCAUAACUGAUGUAGAAACAGAAAAAUGAAUGACAACACAGUUUCUUUUUUUUAUAAAUGUCAUAUGUAAAAUUGUAAUUGUUGAAAAACUGCACAUUAACAAAAUGUUAAAUCUCCUUACAUCGGCGUACAACUACAUAAUAACAUGUUACAAACUAUUUAUUAAACGUUAAUAUUAUUCUAAAUAAUAAAUAAGGGUGGUGCAACCAA
Molecule: messenger RNA, 5219 nt
Organism: Cottoperca gobio
Lineage: Eukaryota; Metazoa; Chordata; Actinopteri; Perciformes; Bovichtidae
Gene: shoc1
Product: shortage in chiasmata 1
Biological process (GO): resolution of meiotic recombination intermediates
Cellular component (GO): condensed nuclear chromosome
Molecular function (GO): single-stranded DNA binding; ATP hydrolysis activity
Source: RefSeq, a predicted model, not a curated record